GUCGUCGCGGCCAAGACGGCGGCCUCGCGGGCGCGGGCCGUGCCUGGGGGCGACCUCGGAGGCGGCCCUCUUGCGGCGGCCCUCCAUGGCGCCGAGGCUGGGGGUCCGCCUGCGGUUGCCUGGCGCGUGUCGGAGCCAGGGGUGGACUUCGGGGAGAUAGGCGCCAACGGCGAGCCGCGGAUGCCUGUGCGCGCGGGGCGCCCGCAUGAGGUGGCAGCGACGGGCGACGGGCAGGGGGUGCCGGUGAUGGCCGUCGACCCGCAGCUCAGUUUCAAGGAUUUCGAGGCCCAGAGGUGGGCACAGCUCUCGCCGCCUACGCCGCGGGGGCCGCCCGAGCCAGCCCCCGCGUCCGACGACGGCCCUGUCGCCGCUUCCCCUCGGGAGGCGGGGGGCCAGGGCGCGGGCGCGGCGGGCGCCGGCUGCCCGCUGUCCAAGCGACCCCCUGGCGGUCGACUGGGGCUCGCAGGGGGGAGGCACGCGCUGCGGGGGCUGGCCAAGAGCUUCGAGAUGGUCGGGUGCCACGACCUAGCGUCCCUGCUGUGUCUGGCGGGGGUGGAGGGGGCGAUGCGGAGGUGGCAGACCAUCGUGGGGGCCCACUCGGCGCCGGGCGCAAAGCUCAACUACCCCGCGGCCAAGGUGUACUCGGGCACCGCGAUGCUGGAGAACGUGGUGGCACCCGACCCGCGGUUGUACGGCGCCAAGAGGUUCAAGGAGAAGAGGAGGGAGGGCAGCGUGCACCGUGUGGGCCUCUCCCUGAAUCACGUGGAGGACGGGGGGGACGAUGGCGCAGGAGCGGCCGAGCUGGCCGCAGCCGCAGGUGGCAGCAGGGGGGGCGGGGGUCGCGGAGCUGGCAGGGCGAAGAUGAACGCCAAGGCCAGGUCCUGCAUGGGGGUGCAUCGGCGCCUGCCGGCCUUCGACGUCCCGGCCAGGCUGGGUGGUGCUUCCCGCCGGUCCCGACACCGACAUGGGCGUGGCGUGGAGGUGCGGAGGCGCAAGAACGAGACCGUGGACGCGCUCCACUGGUGCUUGGGUGCGCGGACUUCGGCGUGCUCAGGCGCCUCUGAAUUCGAGAUGGAGGCCGUGGCGGCCCUUGUCGCCCCUGUCGUUGCGAAGCCAGCGACAGCGCCUUCCCAGGAAGAAGCCGCUGGUGUGCUUCUCCGUGGUCACCUCAGCUACGACGCCGAGGAGACCCAUGCCACCGUCGUGCCCUACGAGUUUGGUUCCGUCUCGCUCCCCGAGCACGUCCACGAUGCAGCCGACGUGACGGCGGUGCUGGAUGCUGAGGACCGCCUGAUUAUCGAGGGUUGGCAACAGAGCAUGAUGCGGUUUUCUGAUGAGUUGCGACAGCUCAACGAGAGGAUAGAGUGCGAGCCUGGGUUCGUGGGCGACCCUGGGUUCGGCUUCACGCUGGGGGUGGGGGACGUGGGGAACUGCUUCCACCGGCUGCGGCUGCCCGACGGUAUGCAUCGGUGCUUCGCUCUGCGGCCUAUCCCCGCCAAGUACACCGAGCUGCGGGACGCCGUAGGGCGGGGCGUCCUCAUAUACCCGUGCUUGGCUUCGUUUCCCAUUGGUUUCACAUGGUCCUUGUGGGUCGCCCAGCGCUGCAGCGAGGCGGUGCUGGGCAGGGUCUCGCAGCUCGGGCCCAGCAGGAGGAUCACGGACCACACCGAGCCGAUCGUUCUGCGGAAGGGCGGCGAGGUGCAGUACGCCCUGUACGUCGACAACCUGGACGUGUUCGGAGGGGCCGAGCCCCCGGUGCAGCUGGCGCUCGGCGCUGGCUGCGCGGCCUUGGGGGCGGUCGGGCUCAAGACGCACGAGCACGAGCUGAUGGCAAGAGGAGGCGAGACGCUGGGGCGCCUGCUGGGUGGCCGGCAGCUCGAGGCGCGGGUGGCCGAGAAGCGGAGGUGGCGCAUUGAUGGCGCCUUCCGCUGGGCCCUUCGGCGCCGCCGCCUCAGUGGCAAGCAGCAGGAGAGGCUCGUUGGCCACGCCGCAUUCGUGAGCCUGCUGGGCCGCACGGCACUGAGCGUUCUUAACGCCUGCUACGCCUUCAUGCAUCGGCAUGGCGACAGCAUGGCCGUCGUGUGGCCGACCGUGAGGCAGGAGCUCCAGGCUUUCAUCGGGCUACUGCCGCUGGUUCGCGCACCACGGGAUUUGCCCUGGUGCGGGCCGGUGGUGGCCACGGAUGCCUCUCUCGAGGGAUGGGGGCACUGCCGCUGUGCGCUGACGGCCGAUGCUGUGGCUAGCGUCGCUCGCGUCCCAGAGGUGCCGUUCGGGGAGGGGGGUCUCUUCUCAGCCCGGGACUACUUCGCUGAGGGCGAUUUGAUAUCACCUAGGAGAGUUACUGGGAAGGGUAAGUGGAAGGUCGGAGAACGCAUUCCGGAGUUAGAAGCUCGAGCUCUGGUUCUGGGCCUGGAGAGCCAAAUCGCCGAGGGAAUCGCUAAUAGUCGUGACCUGUUCCUGGUGGACAAUGCGGCCAUCGUUCUCUCGUUCGCUCGGGGUAGGUGCAAUAUCUAUGUGGUGCUACAGCAGAUCCGACGGUUUCGUGCUCUUUGUCUUAUUCACAACAUCCGUCCAUAUUUCCGCUGGAUUAUGUCUGAGUUCAACCCGGCGGACGCGCCUUCCAGAGAUGGGGGCGAGCCGGGGUCGCAGCGCAGCCGCUGCCAGGUAGAGGGCCGCGGCCAAGCGGACCGCCCGCCUGGGGCCGCCCAGGCCGGGUCCGCGCCCACUCUGGAGUGGCUCCCGCCGACGGCUGGCCGCCCGCGGAGGCGCGCGCAGCUGCGCCCGCAGGCGCACGGGCUGCCGCCUGCGGCCGGGCCGAGCCAGGCUGUCGGCCGGCGGACGCUGGGCGUAGCGGCCCCCAAGCUUCUGUGCCGGUGGCCGGUGCCAAAGCUGGGGGGCCUGUCGGUGGAGGUGGCCGCGACAAGGCCCCUGUUCGCCGCCGCGCGCGCGGAGGCCGGUGCCGGCCAGGACCGCGGCGAGAUAGCAGUGGCCGCGGAGAACGCGGACAGCGACACCCUGGACGCCCUCACGAGGUGCGAGUGGGGGCGCUCCAAGUACCCGAUGGGCGCCCGGCGCGCCAUGGGCCAGCUGGGUGCCCUGCUCGAGUCGGAGGUCGUGCAGCCAAAGACCAGGGAGUACUACCACCUCCUGGUCUCGAGGUUCGUCUACUGGGCGAAGCAGAAGCGGCUGAACCUCCGCCCGCCGAACCAGCUGGAUGGGGCGCUGUACAUCCUCAAGGCAGAGCUGUUCCUGUCCGGACAAGAGGCGAGUGUGGGGGAGAGGCUGCUGGCUGGUGUCCUGCGCGCCCUCUUGGAGUCUGGGAAGGUUGGCCAGCUCUCGCUCCCGUGCGCGUGGGGAGGAAUGAGGGGCUGGCGGCGGCUAUGCCCUGGUCGGAGCCGGCAUCCGCCGCCGCUGUGUGUGUGGGGAGCCGUAUGCCACUGGCCGUCAGAGCGUGGCAAGCGCCGCUGCGCGGCCGCGAUCCUGUGGGGCCUCCUGUGCUACCUGAGGCCGUCCGAGCUGCCCGGCGUGAAGGGCGGGCACUUCGUGCCGCCGGUGGGGGGCGUGUCCCGCCACUGGAGCCGGCUGCUGGCGCCAGAGGAGCUGGGCAUCCCGACCAAGGUGGGCGCGCUCAACGACGGCCUCCAGCUGGACACGAGGGGGCCGAAGUGGCCCUGCGUGGUGUGGCGGGAGCUCAGCGCCACGCCAGCGACGAAGCGGGCCUGCCCGUUCAGCUACCAGGACCUGUUGGCCGACGUGCAGACUGUCAGUGCCACGCGGGGCUGGAGGCUAGUUCCCUACCAGCACCGUCACGACAAAGCCUCGCACGACAGGCUGCGACAGCUACGGGGCCUCCCAGAGGUGAUGAUGCGGGGCCAAGGGCGGAAGUUCAAGUCGGUCGCCAGGUGCGAGAAGCACGCGCGAGUGAGGCCGGAGUUCGGCCAGCGG
This is a messenger RNA of Prorocentrum cordatum, 3945 nucleotides long. NCBI's taxonomy places the organism in Eukaryota, Dinophyceae, Prorocentrales, Prorocentraceae. The record is from the annotation of a GenBank genome assembly.